Messenger RNA from Thrips palmi, 12664 nucleotides. RefSeq names its product teneurin-m (gene Ten-m). The record is from RefSeq and is a predicted model, not a curated record. NCBI's taxonomy places the organism in Eukaryota, Metazoa, Arthropoda, Insecta, Thysanoptera, Thripidae. The transcript has 25 exons. Bases 398 to 10057 code for a protein of 3219 amino acids. Gene Ontology annotation, biological process: motor neuron axon guidance.
CCUCCGUCGCAUCGGGCCGAGCCGAGCCAGCCGCGCGGCCAGCACGCGUUUCUCCGCCUUUCGCGUCUCGUCGCGUGUGCGUGCGUGUUUGUCUGUCUGUGUGUGUGUGUCGUGCGUCAAGUGAUUGUCGGUGUCCUCUCGCGGUGCGGCGUGCUCGUCUCGAAGGAGACCGCGCCCGUGCGCGUCACGCGGGCCCGGGUUCGACUCCCGCCGUCUGCUCGCGGUGGGGAUGAGUGCGUAGCAGUGCGUAGCCCUCCUGCGACUGAGUGCAACCGAGUGCUUGCCGCGCUGGUUCCGGGACAUGGUGUCGGCAGCGAGUUGCCUGUGAGACUCGUCGCCUUCCACGGCCCGUUCGAUGAACGUGGCAUCAAUGACACUGGACUAACACGAUCCACCAAUGGAUUUCUCGGAUGAAGAGUUCUACGAUGACAUUCUGGAUAAACUCUCGGACCGUUCUGACCUUGGAGGCUGCCUCCUGGACGGAGCCCCUCCGGACGUGCCGCCGCGGAACGUGGUCAUGAACCGCAUGAACGGACGCGGCGGCGGCCACCUGGGGAACACGCUGCCGCCCAUGGGCUCGCAGGGCCACAACACCCUCGGCGGCCACGGCCACGGCCACGGCCACCACGCGCACAACGCGCACGGCCACGGCACGCUGCCCAACAUGGCCAACCUCGCCAACCUCGGCGUGGCGGGCCAGGACCCCGACGGCGACUUCGAGCCGUCCUGUCUGGUGCGCACCCCGUCGGGCAACGUCUACAUACCCACAGAUAUUUCCAAGAAUUCACAGCUGGACUACAAGUCAAAUUCUUCAUGCAGUAGCCCAUCAAAAGGAGAAAAUUUGAAAAAAUCAGAAAGGGGUACCUUACCAUUUGGAGCUGCAGUGCCUGUUUUACCUGUCCGUAACAAUUUAAGGAGACCAAACUCAGGACAUUUUGCACAACCCCGCCUUCAUUUUCGGAAAGGGUUGGCUGCAAGAUGUUCUUGGAAAUGCACAGCAAUAUGUUUUAUUGCCCUUACAAUUGUACUGACAGCAACAAUUACGUACAUGUCAGCAGCCAACCUCCUGUAUUGGUCUCAUCCGAGUGCCAAUCCAUGCACAGUUCAUGUGAAUGAGAAUGUGGAAUCCCCUAAAGUGGCCACUACGGAAGUAUCUCUUAAUCGGUCCGCAAGCAAUCGAUCAAGGCCAGCCACGACACCUGGAGGUAAAAAUAAUGUAGCCUCUUUGCAAUCCGAAUCUGGCUCAAAUCCUACUCAUCGUAGACGUAGAGAUACUAGAAUGGAGCAUGAUUUAGUUUCAACACCAUCUGGCACUACUAAUCCAACAAUCACUGACUUGCCUGCUCCUGAAAGUUUUGAUUCUGUAGAAACAGUUGAGCUUGAUCCUUCCCUUGUGUUGUUGCAUGAUGGGGAUUUGCAUGGUGUGGGGAGUAGAUUGGAUUUGGGUGCACCUUCUUCCUAUGAGUCAGACGCGGCAGAAGAGGACUUUAAUCUGGUUGAUGGGAGCUUGGAGCAUGCUGGGGAAGAGGCAUCAACCACCAGCGAAGCAAGUUUGACUAACACAUCAGAGCAGGACUCUGACAGCAUUGGAACGCUUAAAGAUCCAGCAAAGGUUGCUCUGCAUCUUUCUGUAACAUCUGCCAUUGCUUCUACUCCUACUGACAUUGGCGCAUUCACAUCUGCAGAGAGCUUGUUUGUUACUGAGACAUUAAAUGAAAACAGCCCAACUCAAAGUUCCAAAUCUGUUGAAGUUCCUCCUGUACUUGAAUUUCAAUCAGAAGUUGAAUAUUCACCUAGUGAUAUUCCUGAUGACAAGGAUCAAUGGUUGGUUUCUGAUGAAGAGAGACUUCAACAAGAUGCACCAUUGUAUUCAUAUGGAGUGGAUAAUAUUGAAAUUAUUGAGUUAAGACAUGAUCUAGAGCCUUCUUCGCUUAAAAAAAUGAACGAACCCUCAGAGGAUGUUUUAUCUGAGCCCAAAUUUGAAAGUGUUAAUGACCUUUACAAAUAUUCUGAUGAGAAUGAAGUUAAUGAAGCUAUAUCUGCGAAAGAUGAAGAUAUUUCUAACGUGUUCAUUCAAGAAUUUUCCUCAGAUAGUAAAAUUAACAUAUCUGAAGUGAAGGCCACAACUCAAAUGACUCCAUUCCAGGAUGCAACUGUUGUGGAAACUGAUCUGAAAAGCUCUCCUGCAGUUGCGCACAGUUUGGGAGCUAGCCAAGAAUCUCUACCAUCUAGAAAUGUUUCAAAUCAGCAAGUAGCUGCUGACUCUAGAGAAAUAAAUUCUCAUCAUGCUAAGCGUGUGCUAGUGAAUGUGACUAUCGCAACAGAGGAUGGUGGAGACCAGCAUCACACAAAUCAACAGGUUUACGUACUUUCAGUAGCAAUCCCGUCUGUUGCUGACACAAGUGUAAAUGGUGGAUCCAUAGACUUGAGUCCUCCUCAGCAGAAUGUAGCCUCUGUGCAUCUUGGCCUGCAAGGAGGCCUGUUUAAUGAUUCACAUCCGUUAUCCACAACAGUUAGUUCAACCUUGUCAACUACACCAACGUCGUCAUCAGAGCCUCAUUGCCAAUGCUCUUGCCCUUGUCUCGACAGUCUGUCUGGGUCACAUAAUAACCAAACUGCAAACCUGACCAAAAUUCCAGGAAAAUAUAGUGAAGACCCCAGAGCCCAAGAGGACAACAAAAACCAGAGCGUAUCUGGAAAAAACCCGCCUGACUUGAAUUUUAAGGAUGGAAAUCAUGCUUCUACUCCUUUGUCUGAUUAUGAUGAGUCAACAAUUCCUUUUAAUGAAGAUGAAAGCACAUCAGAUGAAAUACCUACUACUUUGAAAGAUGAAGAAGGCUUGUUUGAGGACAGCACUCUCUCUACUCUGCAACCCGUGACACAAACUGAUACAACGACGCAGCAGCUGUGUGUGCAGCCCACGCAGCCACCUCCCAUCAUUCUUUUAUUGGAAGGAGCCAAAACGGUGCCUAUGAGAACAUUCCCUCCAGAUGGAACAACAUUUGCACAAGUUCAACUUGGCCAACGGCUGUCUCAGGAGAUUCCAGCAUAUGGAUACUGGAACAUGCAAUUUUACCAGUCUCGAGCUGCAUUUGUCUCUUUUGAUUGGAGCAUUCAAAGAGGAGCCUCUAUUGGAGUUUAUGCUCGACGGAAUGCUCUUCCAACUCACACCCACUACGAUAUUUUGGAAGUUUUGUCUGGAUUCAAACCUCGCCAGACGAGGUCCUCUCAUCCUCUUAUGAAAAAAGAAGUGAGCCAUUACUUAGAGCAAGGACAUUGGUUCCUGUCUCUUUAUAAUGAUGAUGGCGACCCUCAAGAAGUAUCGUUCAUGGCAGCUGUUUCUGAGGAUUUGACUACAAAUUGUCCGAGUGGUUGCUCAGGCAAAGGAGAGUGCAUUCUGGGACACUGUCAGUGCAAGCCAGGAUUUGGAGGAGAAGACUGCAGUGAGAGUGUUUGUCCUGUCUUGUGCAGUCAGCGUGGUGAGUACAUCAAUGGCGAAUGCCACUGCAACCCAGGCUGGAAGGGUAAGGAGUGCAGCUUGCGACAUGAUGAGUGUGAAGUGCCUGAUUGUAAUGGACAUGGCCAAUGCAACAAUGGAAAAUGUACUUGCGUCCUUGGAUUCAAAGGCAAAUUUUGUGAUCAAGUGGAUUGUCCUCACCCCAACUGCACUGGGCAUGGCUAUUGUACUACGGAAGGAUCCUGUCUUUGCAAGCGUGGUUGGAAAGGUGCUGACUGUUCCAUCACAGACAAUGAUGCCCUUCAGUGUCUCCCCAAUUGCUCAGGACAUGGAACAUUUGAUCUUGAAACACAAACUUGCUCAUGUGAGCGAAUGUGGUCCGGCGAUGACUGCUCUAAAGAAUUGUGUGACAAAGACUGUGGACCACAUGGACAUUGCAUGGGUGAUACCUGUGUCUGUGAUUCAGGAUGGUCUGGAGAGUAUUGUAUGCUUAAACAAUGUGAUCAAAGGUGCAAUGAGCAUGGUCAAUGCAAAAAUGGAACAUGUCUAUGUGUCACUGGGUGGAAUGGUAAGCAUUGUACAAUGGAAGGGUGUCCCAAAGGAUGUUCUAGCCACGGACAAUGCCGAGUCAAUGGAGAGGCUUUGUGGGAGUGUAGAUGCUAUGAGGGGUGGGAUGGAAAAGAUUGUAGUGUGGCUCUUGAGCAGAGCUGUUCAGAUCAACGAGACAAUGACAAAGACAACCUUAUUGAUUGUCAAGAUCCUGAAUGUUGCAUGAGCCCUCAAUGUCGAUCGUCUCAAACGUGUAUCACCUCCCCUAAGCCAAUAGACAUUCUGCUGCGCAAACAGCCCCCAGCAAUUACUGCCUCAUUCUUUGAACGCAUGAAGUUCUUAAUUGAGGAAGGUAGUUUGCAGCGUUAUGCAAAGCAGGAUGCCCUCAAUGAAAGUGUGUUUUGGAAUCACUUCAAUAUGAGCCGUUCUGCUGUUGUUCGGGGUCGUGUGGUCACAUCUAUGGGAAUGGGCAUGAUGGGAGUGCGGGUUGGAACCACUAAUAUCAAUGAUGGUUACACCAUGACCCGUGAAGAUGGAUGGUUUGACCUCUUGCUGAAUGGAGGUGGCGCUGUUACUUUAAAGUUUGGACGCUCCCCUUUCCCAGCUGUUCAAUAUGUUGUUAAUGUACCUUGGAAUGAGGUUGUAGUGAUUGAUACCGUAGUCAUGGAAGUAGGAGAUGACCGAUCUGCUGUUUUGGCCUCGGCUUCCCCUCCAUCUCAAGCCUGCCAAUCACAUGACUAUGAUGUCAUGAAACCAGUUGUCCUAGCGACAUGGAAGCAUGGGUUUCAAGGUGCUUGCCCUGACAAAAGUGCUAUUCUUGUGGAGUCACAGGUUGUGCAAGAAAGUAUCCAAAUUCCGGGCACUGGUCUAAAUUUAGUGUACCAUAGCUCCCGAUCACCCGGAUAUUUGUCAACAAUCCAACUCCAACUUACACCAGAAACUGUGCCAACUUCUCUCAAGCUAAUUCAUCUACGUAUUACUAUUGAGGGAAUCCUAUUUGAGAAAAUCUUUGAGGCCGAUCCUGUCAUCAAGUUCACUUAUGCAUGGAAUCGUUUGAAUGUUUACCGACAACGAGUCUAUGGUGUUACUACAGCUGUAGUCAAAGUAGGCUAUGAGUACAACAAUUGUUCUGAUAUAAUUUGGGAUGUUCAAACAACCAAGCUCAGUGGCCAUGACAUGAGCAUUUCAGAAGUGGGAGGCUGGAACCUGGAUAUACACCACCGCUAUAAUUUUCAUGAAGGAAUCCUACAAAAAGGAGAUGGAACUAAUCUGUACCUCAAGCAACGUCCUCAUAUAAUUAGAACCAUUUUGGGAGAUGGACAUCAACGUUCUGUGGAAUGUCCGGAAUGUGAAGGUGAGGCACCUGCAGGUGCUGGUCAGAGACUCCUUGCUCCAGUAGCACUUGCUGCUGCCCCAGAUGGGUCACUCUUUGUCGGAGACUUCAACUUGGUUCGGCGAAUAUUGGUUGAUGGAACAGUUCGAACUGUUGUUCGACUCAAUGCCACCAGAGUGGCUUACCGCUAUCACUUGUCCCUGAGUCCUCUUGACAAUACAUUAUAUAUCUCCGAUCCUGAGGCUCAUCAGAUCAUUCGUGUGCGGAAUGUUGAUGACUAUUCAGAUCCAGACCACAACUGGGAACCUGCUGUUGGCUCAGGUGAACGAUGUCUUCCUGGAGAUGAGGCCCACUGUGGAGAUGGUGCUUUGGCAAGAGAUGCAAAACUUGCAUACCCUAAAGGAGUGGCAGUUGCAGCGGAUAAUGUGUUGUAUUUUGCUGAUGGCACCAACAUUCGCAUGGUUGAUCGUGAUGGAAUUGUUACAACUGUUAUUGGAAAUCAUAUGCAUAAGAGCCAUUGGAAGUCUGUACCAUGUGAAGGAACUUUACGAGUAGAAGAGGUUCACCUACGCUGGCCUACGGACUUAGCUAUUAAUCCCUUGGAUAACUCUCUGCACAUCAUAGAUGACCAUGUCAUUUUAAAAUUGACAAGUGAUGGGAGAGUGAAAGUUGCUGCAGGACGCCCUAUUCUUUGUGCUGGGCCUCCUGGCGCCCAUGAUACUGAAUUGGCAACUCAUGCAGCCCUGGUCAUGCCACAAUCAAUUGCUUUUGGCCCAUCUGGUGAUUUGUAUGUUGCUGAAAGUGAUUCUCAGAGAAUUAACAGAGUGAGGGUUAUUACCACUGAUGGAAGAAUAAGUCAUUUUGCCGGUGCUGAGUCAAAGUGCAACUGCUUGGAUCGAGGCUGUGAUUGUUUUGAAGAAGAUCAUUACCUUGCAGCUACAGCCAAGUUUAAUACUAUUUCUUCUAUUACUGCAACACCUGACGGAGUAGUCCACAUUGCUGACCAAGCAAAUUAUAGAAUUCGAUCUGUUACUGCAAGUAUUCCAGAAGCAAGUCCUACUCGAGAAUAUGAAAUCUACCAACCUGAAACUCAGGAAGUGUAUGUUUUCAAUAGAUUUGGGCAACACAUUGCAACCAAAAAUUUGCUGACAGGAGAAAUAUUGUUCUUAUUUACCUACAACGUUAAUACCAGUAAUGGAAAACUCAGUACAGUUACUGAUGCACAAGCCAAUAAAGUUUUCCUCUUACGAGACUAUUCCAGUCAAGUGAACUCUAUUGAAAAUACAAAGGGUCAGAAGUGCCGUCUUCGCAUGUCUCGCAUGCGUCUUCUAGCAGAACUGUCAACACCUGACAAUUACAAUGUUACCCUUGACUAUCAUGGACCAACAGGUCUACUCAAAUCAAAACUUGACAGCACGGGAAGAAGCUAUGUAUACACCUAUGAUGAAUUUGGUCGCCUCACUUCAGCUGUUACACCAACAGGUCGCAUUGUUGGCUUGGAAUUCGACUUGAGCCAAAAGGGAGCGAUGGUGCGUGUGAAGCAGGAUGGGCGCAGGCCUGAGUCUCUCCUCAUAAAGGGUUCAUCUGUUGUGACCAAACUUGGUGACGCCAGACAGAAGACCGUGCUGUUUCCAGAUGGAAGUGUAGCAACAACCACCCCAUGGGGUCAUACAGUCAGCACAGAUACUGUGCCUUACAAUGUUCUCUCAGAUAUUGAUCCUAUGCUUGGAGAAAGCUAUCCUGUGCCAUCCAAGCAAAGAACUGAAGUUGGUGGUGAUUUGGCUAACAGCUUUGAGUGGCGCUACUUCAGAGGACAAAAUCAGCAAGGUCAAGCAAAUGCCAAGAUCAAGUCUGGUACCAAAACUGCGGGUCCUGUUGGUCGGAAAUUACGGGUAAAUGGAGAAAAUAUACUAACUCUUGAGUAUGAUAAAGAUUCCAACUCAGUGGCAGUAUUCAUGGAUGACAGAGUGGAACUCAUUAACAUUACAUAUGAUCGAACUGCUCGUCCCAUUAAGUGGGGGCCACAAAAUGGUAUCUUCUCUGGAGUGGAGCUCGAAUACGACCGCUUCUCACGUCUCACUAGCUGGAAGUGGGGUGAUCUGAGUGAAACUUAUGGCUUUGACAGAGCAGGGCGACUGAAUGAAAUUCGAUAUGCAGAUGGUUCAUCUAUGCAAUAUGCUUUCAAAGACAUGUUUAGUAGCUUGCCUUUGAAGGUGACUACACCAAGGGGUUCUGAUUACCUUCUGCAAUAUGAUGAAGCUGGUGCUCUUCAGUCAUUAACAACCCCAAGAGGACAUAUUCAUGCAUUCAGCCUGCAAACAUCUCUUGGAUUUUUCAAGUACCAAUAUUACUCUCCCGUCAACCGGCACCCAUUUGAAAUCCUGUACAAUGAUGAUGGACAAAUCAUAGCAAAAGUGUACCCUCAUCAGUCUGGACGAGUUGCAUAUGUUUAUGACCAGACUGGAAAGCUAGACACAGUUCUUGCUGGUAUGUCAUCUAUUCACUACAGUUACCAAGAAAACACUAAUGCUGUUAAGUACAUUGACAUCAUAGAGCCAUAUUUUGAACUAAAACAUGAAUUCAAAUACCAUGGUGGGCUACUCAAAAAUGAAAAGCUUCAGUUCGGUAGCAAGAGUGGCUUGGAUAAUACACAUUACAGAUAUCAAUAUGAUGGUAAUGCUCGGCUGUCAGCCAUCGAUGUUGACAUCAAUAGUAAACAACUACCACAGUUACGACUCAAACACAACCAAAAUAUGGGUGUACUUGAAAGUGUUAGUGAUCUUCGUGUGUUCCGAAACAUGUUUAAUAAAUCUGUCAUGCAAGACAAUGCUAAACAAUUUUUGACCAUCAUUGACUAUGACAGCCAUGGACGCAUAAAAUCUGUUCUCAUCAACAUUAAAGCCUUUGAUGUUUUCCGCCUUGAACUAGAAUAUGAUAAGCGGAACCGCAUCAAGACUCAGCAAUUCUUGAUUGGUAGAACUUCAUCAAUGGAUCGCAUUACUUAUAAUGCUGACGGUCAUGUCAUGGAAGUUGUUGGUAGUGGGGCCAACAACUGGAAAUUUGUUUAUGACGAAAAUGGCAAUGUUAUUGGAGCUAUAGAUCAGGGGCACAAGCAGUCUUUGGGCUAUGACUUGGGUGAUCGUGUUGUGCAAGUUGGUGAUGUUGAACUUAUAAACUAUGAUUCAAGAGGCUUUGUUAUUCGUAGAGGAGAGCAAAAGUAUAGAUACAAUCCCAGAGGACAGUUAACACAUGCCUUUGAAAGAGACAAGUUUUCAGCAUGGUAUGCCUAUGAUGAUAGGGGGAGAAUGGUAUCAUGGAGAGAUGCCCAGGAUAACAUCACCCAACUUCUGUACGCCUAUCCUCACACUCCUGAACUUGUGUCACAUGUCCAUUUCCCUCAAACUGGAAGAACUUUCCGUCUCUUGUAUGAUGACCGCAAGUUCCUCAUAGCUGUGGAGACAUCAGAACAAAGAUUCUAUGUUGCUUGUGAUCAGAACGGUUCCCCAUUGGCUCUGUUUGAUAUCAAUGGAAACAUUAUCAAGGAGAUCCGCCGAACACCGUUUGGAAAAGUGCAAAUGGACUCCAAUCCAGACUUCUACUUGCCUGUUGAUUUCCAUGGUGGUCUGCUAGACCCCCACACUCAGCUAGUUUAUAUUAAAGGGCGCUUGUAUGACCCCAGUAUAGGACAGUGGAUGACACCUGCCUGGGAGGAACUAGCUAGCCAAUUGACUUCUCCAACAGAUGUUUUCAUUUAUAGAUUCCACAACAAUGAUCCAAUCAAUCCCCCGCAGAGGAGAAUAAACUACAUGACAGACUUGCAAAGCUGGCUAAGUUUAUUCGGUUACAAUAUAAAUAAUAUGCUGGGAUCCUUAUACACAAGUAAUGCAGUUUACCACCCUGUUGCAUCUGUGCGCAACACACAACUUGCACCUGAAUUUUCAGUCAUGUCUGGCUUGCAAUGUUUAGUUGACAAGGUUUCUGAAAAGUUUUCAGAACUUGGCUUUGUUCCUGAACCUCUAUUAAAAAUGGAAAGCAGAACCAGAAACCUCUUACCUCGUGUUGCAUAUCGUAGAGCUAUAUUUGGAGAGGGAGUUCUCAUCUCAAGGGGAGGUGGUGGGCGUGCACUUGUCAGUGUUGUGGACAAUGUUAAUGGAGUUCUUCAAGACGUUGUGACUUCAGUUUUCAACAACUCACACUUUUUAGAUAUUCAUUUUAGUCUUCACGACCAAGAUGUGUUCUAUUUUGUGAAGGACAAUCCUUUGAAGAUCCGAGAUGACAUGGAAGAACUAAGGCGUUUGGGUGCUAUGUUUAAUGUCUCAACUCAUGAGAAUGCAGACCAUGGCCAAAGUGGAAUAAAAGAGCUGCGUCUUCAUAACCCUGAUGCUGCUGUCUUCAUCCGUUAUGGUACUGAUCCAGAUGUAGAACGGCAAAGAAUUCUUAAGCAUGCACAUAAACGAGCCGUUGAACAGGCAUGGAAGUUGGAAAAGGCAGUUGUGUCUGCUGGAUUCCGAGGGCGGGGAGAUUGGUCUCCAGAAGAAAGGGAAGAGCUGAUGACUAAUGGCGUUGUUGGUGGAUGGGAAGGUGUGGAGCUGCACACUUUACACCGUUAUCCCCAAUUAGCUGACGAUCCAGGCAAUGUUGCUUUCCGGAGAGACGCCAAUCGCAAGCGUAGGAAGAGUGGAAAUGGGAAACAUCGAAGCCAUCGACAUGAUUCAUGAUUUGAUUCCGUUCCAUGUUCACAAUUUGUUCAAAGACUGAUCUGUAUAUUUGUCGUAUGCGUGCAGUCAACCAAUCCUUUUGUGUUGUAAAACCUUACUCCAUGCAUUGAUUGCCAAGUGAGAAGACUAUCAAUAACCAAUUCCAUCAAGACUGAAUACAUGUAUUGUGGUAUCAAUAAUUGCCACCGCAUUAGGUGAGAGCUUUGUACUGGACAAAAUUGGCCAUUAUAAAUUAUCCCACUGUUUGCUUUUGAUGUAAAUUUUCAAAAAUGUUAGUUUAAAAUUGAAAAUGUUUUAAUAAACUUAUCUUAGCCAGGCCUAUUUUUUGGGUAAAUUGAGUGAGUUGAGCGAAAUUUAAAGUGAAUUUGCAAAUGCCAGGCUAAUGGCAGUGUGCUUGCAGACAAUGUGUGUUAACCAGCGCUAGUCAUAAAUAGUUAAGUCUUCUUUUUAUAGAUUUGUUAUGGAUGUUAAAGACAGUGUUUAUUACUAUACUAUAAACUUUGUAGGGUUUUGGGGGUGGUAAUGUCUUGCCUUGCCUGAACCGUAUUUGCAGACACUGCAGAGUGCUGAGCUGCAGGUGUACCUUUGGAAGGAAGUGCUAGUCAAACUGACAACCAUGAGAAUGCAGUUGGUUUCCCUUAUGAGCUAAUAGAAAUAUAUAGAUAUAUAUUUUUUUGUAAGAUUAUUUAGUGGUGUGUUCUAUGCCAAACCAAAAUGUAUAUGUCCGUUUCCCUUCAAAAAAGAAAAGAAAAAAAAGCAGAUCUCCUUCUAUGUAGCUAUCUGUAAAGUUUGAAAAUGUUCCUCGUAUGAGGCUAUUCAGUGUACCAUAUCACACGCAGCAUUUUUAAGUGGUAAAAUAUUGCUAUGUAUACUCUAGCUAAGCUAGAGAUUUCUGUUGCCCGUUAUACAUCAUAUUUUCUGAUUUGAAAUAUCUUCUUCUUUCGUUUUCUUCCAUCAAUUUCUCAAGCAGAUGAAUGCUUUAUCAAAAUAGAGGGGCAUAUUUGAAAGUGACAGGGUAGUUGUGAUUCCUUUUAGCAACAGUUCUAUUGUUGUGUUCAGUCAGUUAUUCAAUUAUUUUAAGUCAUUUUUGCAUUUGGUCUUAACCUUUCUGUUUCUCGUGUAUUUUGAAACCCAGCAAACCAUGGAAAAUGGUGUGUUGGGUAACCUGUUGAUAUUUGUUUUGUUCUUGACUCGACCAUGACAUGAAUUUAUCACCUUUUUACUUUUAAUUUUCUUUAAGAUUGCUUUGCUGUAAAUAUUGUAAUUUAUAUUGAUGAGCAGAGACUCACAUUUAGAAAUCUAUGUUACCAACUGGUUGAAAGGAGGUGUGCGGAAGGAUGAUAUUUAAGUGUAAUUUAGGAUAAGUGUGCAAGAUUUUAAAUUGUAUGUAUCCUGUGAUGUAGCUGCUUUGUUUAGGUUGUUGUUUACUCCACAACCUUGUUGUCUCUCUUUCUUCAGUAACUUUAGUUAAAAUGGCCUACUGGUUACAUUUUUGUCCCUUUGCUCCCUCGAGGAAGCGGGAUCCCCUUCUGUAAAUUCUGUUUGCCAACAAAUAACUUGACCUAGAUACACCUUUAGUUGCUGAAUAAUCUCAAAGUUGCCAGAAGGACUACUUUUUACUUCUAGUGCAGGCUGGAGAGUAGCUCUAUGUAAAUGUUAGAAUUGGCUAGGGUGUCACUUCACUAAAACAUUUUGCCUUGAAAUUGGAUUCAAUUAUUUGUUAUUUUGCAGCAAAGAAAUGUGAAUUUUCAGUGCAAGAUUUUUGCAAGAGGCACUGGAAAAGAAGUUAUGUCUUAAAAUCAGCAUUGUUUUUUUUUUCUUUACUUUAUGCUCAAUUGUUGUCGAAACAUUAAUGCUAAAAUUUUAGCAUCAAAGUUAAUUAUUGCCCUUUCAAUGAUGAACUGUUUUGUUUUUUUACCAUUUGUGUACCUACUUUUUAAGUCUUAAAAAUUGUUAAAUGAACUCUAUUUGUGAUUUGAUUUAUUUAUUUUUAAAAUUAAUUUUAACCUUGAUGUACUGAUGCCUGCUUAAUGUGAUUUUAAUGUUUGGUCGUUUGUCUGAGUUAUUAUGAAAUAUUGACCAUUAUGGAACAGCAGUAAGAAAAUUAUUACUGCUUCAGAAAUUCACAAUAUUAUUUCAGCUGUCGUAUUCUUUCAAAAAAUUGCUGACUCUUAUGCAGCACAGUGGAAAAGUGAUAUUUUUGCAGAGUGUUUGUAUCUACAUGUGUUCUGAUUACACAGGCAAUACUUAAUGAUAGCUAAUGUAAGUCAGUCUUUGUGCGCAAUUACUCAAUGGAAUGCCUUAUGAGUACUGUGGGCCACAUUCUCCUUCCGUAGAUCUGGCUAAUGUAGAAUACUUGUUGUAGAGAUUUUCUUUUAUAUUGUUUAUUGAUUAUGUAUAUCAGUUUAGGGUUACUAUUGAAUCAACCUACCUUGUACAUUGUCCCCUUGUACAGUUGAACAACUUAAAUUCCGUUACUGUGUAUAGACAUAGAUUAGUAGGAAAUGGUGCACCCCAUCUUUGUAAAUGCUGUUAUCAGUCAUGAUAUGGAGUUUAUGUUUGAAUUGACAUUUCUCCACCUAAUAAACCCAAGAUCUGUUAAUUUUA